Ceutorhynchus assimilis (cabbage seed weevil) is the source of this 2614-nucleotide messenger RNA. NCBI's taxonomy places the organism in Eukaryota, Metazoa, Arthropoda, Insecta, Coleoptera, Curculionidae. The record is from the annotation of a GenBank genome assembly.
GUUCACUUAGCUUUUCCAUUUUCAAAGGUAGUUGUCCUCUUACUAAAAUCCUAUAAAAAUGGUGAAACGUAAAGCCUUAAUAGAUAGCGAUUCUAGUGAAAAUUCGGAUAGCGAUUUGGAUUCGGAAUUCCUACACCUGACAAAAAAGAAAGCCCCCAGACAAUCAAAAUCUAGCUCAGAAGACGAUUCCAGCGGCUCAGAUACUGAUGCAAAAAACACCAAAAAGACAGUAAAAAGAGACAUUGCCAGUUCAGAAUCUGAAGCUGACAAAAGAAAGACACCUCGAGCUAAAACCACUCAGCAUAAUUCAGAUUUGGAAGAAGGUGAAGUCUCAGACUCAUCAGAUACUUCAGAAGAUGAAUUCAACGAUGGUUAUGAUGAUCAGCUCAUGGGUGAUGCAGAAGAUAGAGCCAGGCUUGCUGGUCUUACUGAAAAGGAAAGGGAAACUGAAAUUUUCAAACGGAUAGAACGCAGGGAACUCAUGAAAACUAGAUUUGAAAUUGAAAAGAAACUGAGGCAACAAAAAAGGCGGGAAAGAGCCAGAGACAAACCUCCUGGUACUAAAGAAAAGAAAAAAGACAAAGAUAAGGAAAAAAAGAAAGUUGAAAAGAAAGAGGAAGAAAAAGUUGUGCAAAAAGACAAACCUAAACCUGUUGUUAAGGAGGUUGAACCAGUUGUCGAAACUGUUGAUCAGGAGGAAGGUGAACUGGAAACUGGUGGUGAUCUUCAGCUUGAUUUCAGCUCAAUUGAUCAUAAGGAAAGGAGUAAAGAGAGAAAGAAGAAUAUUGAAGAGAAUAGGGGGAAAACUGAAAAUAAAAGAUUUAACGCAAUGGCCGAAUUGAAAGCUCGCAGAGAGGGCAAACAAAAGCGCGAAGAAGCGGAAGAAGAGCGAAAAAGACGCGAAGAAGAAAAGCGCAAGCUGCAAGAAGAAGAGGAAGGAGACUCGAUGUCAAAAAAGAACGAAAAGAAACUUAAAACCUCAGAUAUUUAUUCUGAUGAUAGUGAUAGUGACAGCGACAACAACGCAAACAAAGCCAAAGCUAGAUCAAGGUCUAGGUCAAGAUCCAGAUCUGGAUCAAGAUCAAGAUCAUCUAGCUCUAGCUCAAGCAGUAGCGAUAACGAUCAAGAAGAAGAGGAAGCAAAAAAAGCAGCUUAUAUUCCUACCAGACAAGAUUUGAACAGCAUAAGAUUAUCGAGACACAAACUAGAACGCUUUGUCCAUAUGCCCUUUUUCGAUCGCAUCGCCAAAGGUUGCUACAUUAGAAUAGGAAUCGGUCAGCACAAUGGUUCCGCCGUAUACCGUGCAGCUGAAGUCAUUGCCGUCUAUGAAACAGCAAAAAUCUACGAACUAGGCAAAACAAAAACUAAUAAAGGCCUAAAAGUGAGACAUGGUGCCCAAGAGCGUAUUUUCAGGCUGGAAUUCGUGUCCAAUUCAGAAUUUACCGAGGGAGAGUUUCAAAAGUGGGUCGAAGCAGUUGGAGCGUCGGGCAAGGAGUUGCCUACCAAAGCGCAAAUCGAACAAAAACAGGCCGAUAUUAAGGAGGCUGUUAAUUAUGAGUAUAAUGAACAAGAUGUUGAGAGAAUUAUCAGAGAAAAAGAACGAUUCAAACAAAACCCUCACAACUACGCAAUGAGAAAAGCUACCCUAAUGAAAGAAAGAGACGCAGCUAUGGCACGAGGCGACGACGAUUAUGCCCGAGAAAUGAGCGAAACUUUGUCAACUCUGGAAGAAAGAGCUUCCGAGUUGGACAAAAGAAGGACAGUCACAAUAUCCAGUAUUUCUUAUAUCAAUGACAGAAACAGGAAAAAGAAUGUAGAAGAAGCGGAAAAAGCUAUUAUUGCGGAAGUAAAAGCCAAUAAAGGAAAAAAGAUUGAUGAUCCAUUUACAAGGAGAUUGACAAAACCAAGAAUGAAUUUCAAACCGGGCGAAAAGGAAUCUUUGGCAGCAAUGGAAAAAGAAGCAGAAGCAAAAAGACAAGUUAAAGGUACAGAUGUGAAUCAGGAUCAACAAAUAAAAAGAAAAGAAGAAAAACAACCCCAAGUGACACAAGAAGACUUAUUUUCUGCUCACGAUUUUGACAUUAAAAUCGAUUUGGAAGUGCCAAUGCCAGCUCCAUCAGUUAACAUUGUUCCAAAAAUGACACCGAAAGAUUUAGCGCCGCGGAGAAGUCUCAAUUUGCAAGACUACAAAAAGAAACGGGGACUUAUUUAGUAUUUACCCAAGGCUUUAGAGUAUUUUCCAAUGUUAUCCUAUUCACUCUUUUUAAAUAGCCAGAUAUUACGUAGAGUUUAAGUAAUAUUUUCAACAGAAAAAAAAAGUCUCGUGAUUGAAGUGCUGCCAACUAGCUAAUUUUUUUUCCAACUUGAUUUCAAACAUUGUUGCUCUUUUUACUACUAAGAUAAGUUUAUUAUAUAAAAAAUCUACAUGAUGUUUUAAUUUAAUUAGACAGAGUUGUGUCGAUUUAUUUUUAAUGAAACGGAAUAAAUGGAUUGUGUAUUUAGAUAUUAAUCUGCCUCAUUGGACAAAAAUAAGCCUUUAGGAAUUAGAUGACAUGUAAAGAAGAAACUUGUACUUCAAUAAAUAUUGAUUAAUGAAGAUUUCUUUAAUGUUUGC